UACAAAUCCACUCUAUCACAGAGAAGUUGUAAAGCUGUCUAAGAGGUAUGGACCAGUUCUACGAUUGCAGUUCGGCCCGAAGAUGUUUAUUUUCCUGAACGACUAUGACGUAGCCAUGGAGGCACUGGUGAAAAGGAAGACAGACUUCGCGGGACGACCGGCCAUGCGAUCACUUGAGGUAUUCUCACAGGGCAGUGGUAUUUCUUUUUCUCCGUAUUCAGAGCCCUGGAAGAUAAACCGCAAAGUGGCCAGUGUAGCAUUGAGGAACUUUUUAAAGAGCAAGGUUAUGGAUGAAAUAAUUGAAAACAAAAUGAUAAAAUUUAUGGACAAGAUGUCAGCGGUAAAUAAACCCUUAGCAGCAAAAGAAUACCUGAACAAGAUUCAAUUCCAUAUUCUGUAUACUUUAUGCUUUGGAAAAAGCACAGACGAAGAGAUAGAAAAUUUCAUUCAGAGAGUUGAAGAGAUUGACAAAACCUUCGGUGGAGGAUUUCGGGAAGAUAUUUAUCCUAUUUUUGAAAAACUGUGGCCCUCAAAAAAUUAUUGUCAGUACGUAAAAUUGGUGAACAAUUUAUUACACAUCUUUUAUGGCUACUUAGAGGAACAUAAGAGGUCAUUUGAUAAAAAUAACAUCCGGGAUAUAACAGACCAACUACUUUUGUGUCGAAACGAGGCUGAGGAAUCGCACGAUGAGGAAGUUGUGAGAGUCAUGAACGACACUCGUAUUCUUCAGACUGUUUUAGCUGUCUUCUACGCUGGAGUCGAUACGACAAGAAUGGCGAUGGACUGGUUCGUCUGCUUCAUGUCAGGGAUACCCGAAAUUCAAGAAAAAUGCCGACAAGAAAUCGAUUCUGUGAUAGGAACCAGACGCCCAUCAAUAAAUGACCGACCAAACUUACCAUUCACUGAAGCCUGCGUGUACGAAACAUUGAGACUUGGAAAUGUAGCAGCAUUUGGCUUACCCCAUUCCACUCUAUGUGACACGCAGGUUGGUGGAUAUGACAUUCCAAAAGACACCACAGUCAUGAUUAAUAUAUAUGCUAUCCAUUUGAGCCCAAGAUAUUGGAAAACUCCCGAGAAGUUUGAUCCAUAUCGCUUCUUGACAGCGGAUGGGAAACUGGAGGGUAAACCAGAUGGUUGGUUGCCGUUUGCAGCUGGGGUGAGAUCAUGUCUCGGGGAAGCCUUGGCAAAAUCGGAGAUAGUUACACUGUGUGCGUAUCUUCUGCAAAGAUUUGAAUUUAGGUUACCUGAUGGAGUGGAUCCUGAUUUUACAGGAGUGUGCAGCGGACUUAGUGGAACUGAGAUUCCCACCUCGUAUGACGUUGUUCUGAAAGAUCGCUUUGCGUAAAAAAGUAACUUUUCUGUUUCUUUCUGCCUUUUUCUCUACAGUCAUAUAAGUGGUUAUUUUCAAUGAACAGUACAAACCCAUUUACUAGCCAUGGUAUACGUUAAAUUUUAUUUAAAAAAAUUCCCACCUCGUAUAACGUUGUUCUGAAAGACCGCUUUGCGUAAAAAAGUAACUUAUCUGUUCCUUU
Messenger RNA from Saccostrea echinata, 1532 nucleotides. Its product is annotated as steroid 17-alpha-hydroxylase/17,20 lyase-like. Gene Ontology annotation, molecular function: iron ion binding; monooxygenase activity; heme binding. NCBI's taxonomy places the organism in Eukaryota, Metazoa, Mollusca, Bivalvia, Ostreida, Ostreidae. The record is from RefSeq and is a predicted model, not a curated record. The transcript has 8 exons. The coding region runs from base 83 to 1345 and encodes 420 amino acids.